Triticum urartu is the source of this 1741-nucleotide messenger RNA. RefSeq names its product RNA-binding KH domain-containing protein (gene PEP). NCBI's taxonomy places the organism in Eukaryota, Viridiplantae, Streptophyta, Magnoliopsida, Poales, Poaceae. Gene Ontology annotation, molecular function: RNA binding. The record is from RefSeq and is a predicted model, not a curated record.
GCACACCCAGAUCUCGUGCGCCUCCUCCUCAUCCCCUUCCUUCCACUUGACAGGUCUCUCCACACCCGCGGCUGCAGUCCACACCCAAACCCUAGCCGUCGCGUCGGCAGCUUCCACCGCCAUGGACGACCCCGCCGCCGCAGCCACCGCCUCCGCCACGGAGGUUGGUGCGCCCGCAUCACCGCCCCCGCCGGCCGCCGAGGAGGCCGAUCCCUCGGCGGAGGCGGAGGCCGUCCCGGAGGCGAAGAGGUGGCCCGGGUGGCCGGGGGACAACGUGUUCCGGAUGGUUGUGCCCGUGCUGAAGGUCGGGAGCAUCAUCGGGCGGAAGGGCGAGCUCAUCAAGCGUCUCGUGGAGGAGACCAAGGCCAGGGUCCGCGUCCUCGAGGGCCCUGUCGGCGCCACCGAGCGCAUUGUUUUGGUGUCUGCAAAAGAAGAUCCGGGCUUGGAGCUGCCUCCAGCUGUGGACGCUCUGAUUAGAGUUUUUAAACGUGUCAAUGGAAUAACAGAUGGAGCUGCUGAAGGUACCCAGACAGCUGCUGCACCUGGUGUAUGUGCUGCCCGGUUGGUGGUUCCUGGAGCUCAAGCAAUUAACCUCAUUGGGAAGCAAGGUGCUUCAAUUAAGGCAAUCCAGGAGGGCACGGGUGCUACAAUAAGGGUUAUAUCAGUAGAUGAGCGAGAUCGGCCUUUCUAUGUAACUGACGAUGAGAGGAUAGUUGAGAUACAGGGUGAAACAGAGAAAGUUCUAAAAGCACUGCAAGCAGUUUCUAAUCAUCUCCGGAAGUUUUUGGUUGACCAUAGUGUACUUCCAUUGUUUGAGAAGACUAAUGCCCCAGUAAGUCAAGAUCGCAGUGCUGAAACUUGGAAUGAUAUGCCACAUCAUUCAAUUGUUUCUACACAAGUAAAUCAACAACCUGAAGUGCGUGAUGAAUAUGUUCUUCCAAUGAAAAGGGACCAUUUGUAUCUUGAACGGGAACCGCUGGUAGAACAUAACAUUCAUCGCUCAGGUGUGUCAUUAUAUGGGCGAGAUCCUGCCUUGUCAGCAUUACGACCUUCUGGAAUGCAUGGUGCUGGCCCUCUACUUACACAGAUAACACAAACCAUGCAAAUCCCACUUACCUAUGCAGAAGAUAUCAUAGGAGUCAAAGGAGCAAACAUUGCAUACAUACGGGCUAACAGUGGUGCUGUUGUCACAAUUCAAGAGAGUUUGGGAAGCCCUGAUGAUAUAACUGUUGAAAUAAAGGGGACAUCGUCCCAGGUACAAUCUGCUCAACAGCUUAUCCAGGACUCCCUGGCUACGCACAGAGAACCUGUGAGGAGCAGUUACCCAGGAGGAUUAGAUCCGUUAUAUAGGUCCAGCUACCCGUAUGGCAGCUCGGCCUACCCGUCAUCAUCGCUGCCAUCUUAUUCUAACAUGGACGGGAGUGGAUAUUCAUCGUCAGGUCUUGGUGGUUAUGGUUCCACUUACCGCUACUAAGAUGGUUGCUGUUUGCCAUCAAGCUUGAGGCCACCCUGUCUCCACUCCUGGGUCAUCGUUGUGUAUGUCAGCAAUAGUUGCUCUGCUGGCUUCAUGUUCCUCAGGGUGGUACUAUUAUAGUCGUAUCGAAUCGGGGUGUGUGAUUUAGUGUCUACUUGAUUUGUAGAUGUUCUUAUUUCGAGGAAGUCUGUUCUAGUCUUUUUGUGUGCUGACUGAUUUGAUGAUAAUCUGCCUGUGCCGAAAGGAAUGUAAUUCAACGUGUGUUCA